Messenger RNA from Zingiber officinale, 1816 nucleotides. Its product is annotated as protein CHLOROPLAST IMPORT APPARATUS 2-like. The transcript is spliced from 3 exons. Gene Ontology annotation, biological process: regulation of DNA-templated transcription. Gene Ontology annotation, cellular component: nucleus. Bases 477 to 1733 code for a protein of 418 amino acids. Gene Ontology annotation, molecular function: protein binding. The record is from RefSeq and is a predicted model, not a curated record. Lineage: Eukaryota; Viridiplantae; Streptophyta; Magnoliopsida; Zingiberales; Zingiberaceae.
AACGACAAGUUUUUAUCCACCAAAAUUUGGAUCGUUCGUGAUGAAUAAAUGCAAAUGGAGGUAAUUCUUCAUGGUGGUCCUUGAGGAACAGGGGAAGGUGGAGUUUGUUGUCGCUUCCCUUUCGGCUCUCUUUCUAAAUCCCACUCUUUCUUCAGAUCCCAUCUCGCCUUCUGAUAGAAUUGACUUCCAUUGUUAGUUCUGUUCUUUGUUCUUGGCAAAGAGUGGGAGAAGAAUUGUAAAAAAAUUGUGUUUUUGGACGACCCGGAAAGUAAAGGUCCUCCAAAAAUUGUGCUUUGCAGUCGCCAGAACGGAAAAGAUUGGAUUUUGUCGAGUCCCGCCGCAAUUCUGUUCGAGCUCUGCUCGAUCUUGCUGUCAAAAAUUGAAUUUUGACUUAGGGUUCAGGGUUUUGAGAGCUCUUGCAGGAUUUCGGUUGCGGUUUAGGGUUUUUAUUAAUUGCGUCUUCUUCGUGUUGUGCCAUGUCGUCGUACUGCCUCAGUAGCGGCCGGGCGUACGGCUUCGACCUCGAGAUAGCAAAGCCGUCGUCUCCGUCGCCAGCGCGAUCCUCGUCGCCAUCGUCCACCCUCUCUGAAUCGAGCAACGCGCCGGGAGCGGUCUCCUUCAAGAAAGCGAGGGCUCCCCGGAAGCGGCCGAAUCAGACGUACAACGAGGCCGCCGCCCUCCUCGCCACCGUCUACCCGACCGUCUUCUCCGCCGCCAAGCUCUCCAAGCAAGCGCCGUUCGCCUCUUUCCCGGAGUCCGACGACCUCCUCCUGCCGUUACCGGUCCUCAGCGACGCCGCGUUCCUAAUCCACAAGCCCCGCCAGGAGAACCUCGCUGCCGACGCCGGCCGCGAGCUCAAGCACCGGCCGCCGCCAGCUGACUGGGAGUGCGCGAGCCCGGCGAGCAACGUCUCGUGGGAGCCGUCUUCGCUGGACCCAUUCGACGAUGAAUUUGACGCCGAGUCCAUCCUCGACGAGGAAAUCGGAGGCGGCAUCGACAGCAUCAUCGGCGACGCCGGCGCGAAAAGCUCCACCGACGGCGUCGAAUCGACUCGCUCCAAUCCGUGCAUAAAUCCCCUGCUCCGUUACUUAAUCGGCAACAAACUCGGUGCAAAAUUCCAUCUUGGUCUCGGUUACGGAAAAAACUUGCGGCGAGCGUUGAAGAACAGUGAUGACCGGGAGUGGUGGAGGGCGCCGGCGGUGCCAGUGCGUGACAUCAACUCGGACUUCAAGCCACUUGCGACGCUGAUGUCAGUGACUACAUCGUCGAAGAAGAAGAAGAAGAAGAAGAAGAAGGUGGACAAAGUAGAGGAAGAAGAAGCCAUGGCAGUUACUGCAAACUCUGCUUGGACUCCAUCGCCAGGGAAGCUGAAGGCCGGCCUGGGACUAAAGCUGAGCCAAGACCACAUACUCCGGUCAUGGUCCGGCAACGUCUCCAUCUUCUCAGACGGCCCCCACUCCCCUAAUUCGUCCGCCGAUGCUCUUGCAAGAUUGACAGACAUCGAUCUUUUUCUUGAUGCUGGCACUGCGGGAGGAGUAAGGGAAGCAAGCGUUCUGAGGUACAAGGAGAAGAGGCAGACCCGACUAUUCUCAAAAAAGAUCCGAUACGAGGUGCGAAAGACGAAUGCCGACCGACGGCCAAGGAUGAAGGGGAGGUUUGUGAGGAGGCCAUUUGAAGAAACAGAGGCAGAGAACCAUGGAAGCCAUGAUUUCCAGCGGGAAAGUUUUGUUUAACUUGAAUCCAUUCGAAAGGCCCCUUUGUUAAUGUCAGAGGUUUUUCUUCUUUCCCACGGAGCGAAUGAAAUGAGAUUUUGUGA